ACUCAACUAAUGUCACGUCUAUUUUUUGUUUAUUUCACAAAAUUCUACAAGCUAUAUGAUUUAAGUUAAAUUAUUUGUUUGGUUUAACAUCGGACAAACUUCACAGCGACACCGCCCAUAGUCGUCGUCAUUCAUCCUGGGUCACCGAAGCACAGAGAGGAGGGCGCACGUCUCUGUGUUCAAGGUUCCUCGCAAUGGAGCUGGCUCACAGUCUCCUGCUCAAUGAAGAUGCUUUGGCCCAGAUCACUGAAGCAAAAAGGCCCGUCUUCAUCUUCGAAUGGCUCCGGUUUUUGGAUAAAGUGCUUGUGGCAGCAAAUAAGGUUGAUGUAAAAGAGAAGCAGAAGAAGCUGGUGGAACAGCUGACGGGACUAAUCAGCAGCGCUCCGGGACCACCGACUAGAAAACUCCUGGCCAAAAACCUUGCUACGCUCUACAGCAUUGGUGACACCUUCACUGUUUUCCAGACUCUUGAUAAAUGCAAUGACAUCAUCAAAAGCAAGGAUGACACACCUGCAUACUUGCCAACAAAACUUGCUGCAGUGGCAUGUGUUGGGGCUUUUUAUGAGAAGAUGGGGAGGAUGCUGGGAAGCUCCUUUCCAGAUACCAUCAAUAAUCUUUUAAAGGCAUUAAAGAGUGCAGAGUCACAAGGUAGAGGAGAGAUCCUUCUGAGUCUGCAGAAGGUGCUCAGUGGACUGGGUGGAGCUGCAGCUUCUUGUCACAGAGACAUCUACAAGAAUGCUCGCUCUCUGCUUACAGACAGGUCCAUGGCUGUACGCUGUGCAGUAGCAAAGUGCCUGUUGGAGCUACAAAAUGAGGCUGUAUUCAUGUGGACCACUGAACUGGAGAACGUCGCUACUUUGUGUUUCAAGGCCUUGGAAGGGUCUAACUAUGGCGUUCGGGUAGCCGUAGCGAAACUGCUGGGGACAGUUAUGGCCACGGCCCUGAUGCCUAAACAAGCAGCUGUGAUGCGUCAGAAUGUAAAGCGAGCCACUCUGGAGGAGGUGCUGGAGCUCAUGGCCACAGGCUUUCUGCGCGGUGGAUCUGGCUUCCUGAAGAGCGGAGGAGAGAUGUUGAAGGGGGGAGGCUCUGUCAGCAGGGAGGUGCGGGUGGGCGUCACACAGGCAUACGUUGUGUUUGUGACAACACUUGGCGGUCAGUGGCUUGAGCGCAACUUUGCCACGUUCCUGUCGCACGUGUUGGACCUAGUGUCUCACCCUCGGGCCACGCAGACUCACGUUGAGGCUGUGUACUCGCGCCGCUGCGUCUCCUUCAUGCUGCGCGCCACCUUGGGGGGCUUGCUUGGAGAGAAAGCACAAAUCGCAGCCGGCAAAGAAAUCUGCCAAGCCAUCAGCAAGCAAAUGAGGGCUGUGGGUAAGGAGGAUGGGGGGGAAAUAUCACGGUUCAGAGCAUUACAGAAGGCAGUAGUGAAUGAUAUCAGUGGGGAGAACAAGGCAGGGGCAGGGGAUGUCUCUGCCAGCCAGCAUGUUAUGGUGUGUGCUUUAAAAGAGCUGGGCAGUUUGGUUCAGAGUUUGAGUGCCACAGCUUCACCACUCAUCCAGGAGCCUUCUGUAGGACUUCUUGAAACCGUGACCUCAGUGCUGCUGCACCCAAGCAUGGCAGCACGUUUGGCAGCUGCAUGGUGCUUGCGUUGCGUCGCCGUUGCGCUACCCUAUCAGCUCACCCCUCUGCUGGACCGCUGUGCUGAGAGAAUCAACAACCUGAAGAGUUCGCCUGAGGCUGUAAGCGGCUACAGCUUUGCGAUGGCUGCUCUGCUGGGAGGCGUGCACCAGUGUCCACUGGGUAUCCCCCACACCAAGGGCAAGUUGGUGGUGAGUAUAGCUGAAGACCUUCUGCGAACAGCUGCUCAGAACAGCCGUCUGUCCCUGCAGCGCACGCAGGCUGGAUGGCUUCUGCUGGGGGCCCUGAUGACUUUGGGUCCCUCCCUUGUGCGCUAUCAUCUCCCCAAAAUGCUGCUGCUGUGGAGGAACGUGUUUCCUCGCUCCCAGAAGGAGCUGGAAGCCGAAAAAGCCAGAGGAGACUCCUUCACCUGGCAGGUCACCCUGGAGGGCAGAGCUGGAGCACUGUGUGCCAUGCGUAGUUUCGUGGCCCACUGCCCCGAGCUUCUCACAGAAGACGUAAUCCGCAGGCUGAUGACUCCUAUCGAAUGUGCCAUGACUAUGAUGUCUCAUGUCCCUGCCAUCAUUAAGGUACACGGAGCCCACCUGAAAGCAAGUGCAGCUAUGGUGAGGCUCCGGUUGUACGACAUCUUGGCUCUCUUGCCUCCGAAAACUUACGAAGGCAGCUUCAAUGCUCUCCUGAGAGAACUGGUGGCAGAGUUUACUUUAACCGACAACUCGGCCAACACUACCACGUCUUUGCUGCGCUCUCUGUGUCAUUAUGACGACAGCGUGCUCAUGGGCUCGUGGCUACAGGAGACUGACCACAAGUCCAUAGAGGAUCAGUUGCAGCCCAACAGCGCGUCUGGCAGCGGAGCUCUGGAGCACGAUCCCUCCUCGAUCUACCUGCGUGUCCCCGUAGGCGAGGCCAUCCCAGGACCUCUGCCUUUGGGUGUGUCGGUUAUCGAUGCUUCGGUGGCUCUGUUUGGUGUGGUGUUCCCUCAUGUCUCCUUCAAACACAGGCUGCAGAUGUUAGACCACUUUGCAGAAUGCAUAAAGCAGGCUAAAGGAGUUCGACAGCAAGCCGUCCAACUCAACAUCUUUACUGCAGUCCUUUCUGCCCUCAAGGGUUUGGCUGAGAAUAAGAGCACUCUUGGGCCUGAGGAGGUGCGUAAAUCAGCUCUGGCCCUCGUGAUGGGAGCUUUGGACAACCCUAAUCCCAUCCUGCGCUGUGCUGCUGGAGAGGCCCUGGGGAGGAUGGCUCAGGUGGUCGGAGAGGCAACCUUCAUUGCCAGAAUGGCGCAGACCAGUUUUGAUAAGCUGAAGUCAGCUCGUGAUGUAGUUUCAAGGACGGGCCAUUCACUGGCUCUCGGCUGUCUGCAUCGAUAUGUUGGAGGAAUUGGCUCUGGCCAGCACUUAAAGACCAGUGUCAGCAUCUUGUUGGCUCUAGCCCAGGAUGGCUCUUCACAUGAAGUCCAGACUUGGGCUCUGCACUCUCUGGCUCUAAUUGUGGAUUCAAGUGGUCCCAUGUACAGAGGCUAUGUGGAGCCUACACUGUCUCUGGUGCUCACCCUGCUCCUCACUGUGCCCCCGUCUCACACAGAGGUUCACCAGUGUCUGGGCCGCUGCCUGGGAGCUCUAAUCACUACUGUGGGACCAGAGUUGCAGGGAAAUGGAGCCACUAUUUCCACCAUCCGCUCGUCCUGCCUGGUUGGUUGUGCCAUAAUGCAGGACCACUCAGACUCUCUUGUGCAGGCAGCUGCUAUCUCAUGUUUGCAGCAGCUGCAUAUGUUUGCUCCACGACACGUUAACCUGUCCAGCUUGGUGCCGUGUCUCUGCGUGCACCUGUGCAGCUCUCACCUGUUGCUGCGUCGUGCUGCAGUGGCCUGCCUGAGACAGCUUGCUCAGAGAGAAGCUGCAGAGGUCUGUGAGUACGCCAUGAGCCUGGCAAAGAGAGCAGGAGACAGCAAAGACAGCACUGCAAUCAAUCUAAACAUCACAGAGACGGGUCUGGAGGGCGUUCUGUUUGGCAUGCUGGAUCGGGAGACAGACAGGAAGCUGUGCUCAGACAUCCAUGACACACUCGGCCACAUGCUGUCGUCUUUGGCCGUAGAAAAACUUUCCCAUUGGCUGAAACUCUGCAAGGAUGUUCUUGCAGCAACUACAGAUGUAGGGGGCGCUGUUGUGUUUGAGGUGGAAAAGGACGAGGAAGACUCGGAGAAAAAAGACGAGAUGGACGAUGACACAAUGUUCACGGGUCUAGGCGAAGACGACAAAUCGAAGCCAUCUGUGGCGCCGCGCUGGGUCACACGGGUGUUUGCGGCAGACUGUUUGUGCCGCAUCAUCCUGCUGUGUGAGAAUGCAGACAAAACACACUUUGACCUGGCAGCUGCUCGUUCGGCGCAGGCCAAGAAUGUGAAAGGAGAUCUGCUGGUGCUCCAUUUAUCUGACCUCAUCCGCAUGGCUUUCAUGGCAGCCACAGACCACAGCAACCAGCUGAGGAUGGCUGGCCUGCAGGCUUUGGAAGACAUCAUUAAAAAGUUUGCAUCCGUACCAGAGCCCGAGUUCCCGGGGCACGUUAUCCUGGAACAGUACCAGGCCAAUGUUGGAGCUGCUCUCAGACCUGCGUUUUCACCUGACACGCCGUCCGACAUUACAGCAAAGGCAUGCCAGGUGUGCAGUACGUGGAUCGGCAGUGGCGUUGUCAGUGACCUCAAUGACCUGCGGCGAGUCCACAACCUGCUUGUGUCAUCGCUGGACAAGGUGCAGGCUGGGAAAGGCUCGUCCAGUCAGCUGUAUAGUGAGAGCGCUACCACGAUGGAGAAACUGGCAGUGCUGAAGGCGUGGGCUGAGGUCUAUGUGGUAGCAAUGAAGAUCAAAAAAGAGGCUGAGUCUAAACCUGCAAAACCAGUCAGAAGUGGAGAUGACGACGAGGAUGAGGAGGAUCUGGGAACAGACGUGCUUCCCCCUGACAGUCUUAUCACCCUGGUGCAGCCAGAGCUGCCCUCACUAAGCCGCCUGUGGCUGGCCAUGCUGCGAGACUAUGCUCUGCUCACUCUGCCUGCUGAGUUCUCCAGUCAGCUGCCCCCUGAUGGUGGAGCAUUUUAUACCCCGGAGACUAUAGAUACAGCAAGGCUCCACUACCGAAGCUCCUGGGCUCCUGUCCUGCAUGCCGUAGCCCUGUGGCUGAACAGCACUGGGUUUGGAGCAGGUGUAGGUCAGGAGGAGGUCUCAUCAGCUCCCUCCAAGCCUCCUGGCCUCCCCCAGGGAGGCUCCACCACUAUAAAGACCUUUGAGGAGUCUGUCAAAGACAGAAUGCAUCUAAUGUUAGGUGUCAGUAUAGAAUUUCUCUGCUUUCCCCGCCCUGAAGAGCCUAUUGAACAUGUGAUGUCGUGCCUGCGGGCCCUGUGCACUCUGCUCGAGACUCCUUGUGCUAAAACACAUAUUGCAGAUGACCAGCUGCUGGCUGUGGAGCUCCUGAACGUGCUUCACAGGCUUCUGUUGACUCGGGAUCCACCUGCUGUCCAGCUUCAGGUCACUGCUGUUGUCCAGGAGACCAUCAGGGCUGCACAUGACCAUCUACAGCGACAGAAAACAGCAAAAGGCAAAGAGGAAGAUGGCGAGAAAGACUCUCAGGCCAGCCUUGGAGAAGGAGGGGACACAGGGGAGCUCGUCCCCGGCAAGUCUCUGGUGUUCGCCGCCAUGGAGCUGCUCGUGUUCAUCCUGGUCCGCCACUUACCCCAGCUUAAUACACGUGUGAAGGAGUCGCCCAGCCAUGUGCCACUCAGGCCUCAGCGACUACCUGAAGAAAGUGCCCGCCUGGUGGCAAACGCAGUUUCCAUCCUGGCAGAGCUGCCCUCGCUCUGCUCUCCAGCUGGAAGCAUGACCAUCCUACCUACAGUGCUUUUCCUCGUCACCGGAGUUCUGAAGGAAACUGCAGUAAAGACUCCUGACAACUUGGUGCCAGUGCCUGUGGCAGCUGCCCUCCAGAGCAUUAAGACCAUCUUCACCUCUCCAAUAGCCCGGAUGGAGAGCGUGCAGACGCAGUGGACCAGCCUUGUGAGGAGCAGCCUGGCAUCUGUACUUGAGUAUUCGCAGCCAGAUGAGUCCAGGCCUGACAUGGAUGAGGUCAGUAUGCUGACAGCGAUCACACUCUUCCUGCUGUCAGCCAGCAGUGAGCUUGUAGGAGUGACUGUCCUGCAAAAGGGCUGCAUGGACCACUUCCGAAAUGCCCUCAACUCUAGUGACCCCUGGGUUCAGGCUCGGUGUUACCAGCUGCUGUUGUCGGUGUUUCAACACUCCAGCCGUGCCCUCUCUACUCCCUACAUACACGCUCUGGCUCCACUCAUGGUGGAGAAGCUGAAGGCAGUGGAGCGCAGCCGCCCAGGGACGGCUGCUGAGCUGCAGGCUGUGCAGGAGGGAAUCAGGGUCCUGGAGAAUCUGGUGGGCAUGGGUGAAGAGCAAAACCGGGUGCAGCUGCUCGCUCUCCUUGUACCGACUCUCGUCUCUUACCUUUUGGAUGAAAAUUCCAUCUCCUCUGCACCCCAAGUUUCCAAAGGCCUGCACGAGUUUGCACUUCAGAACUUGAUGCGGAUCGGCCCCCUCUAUCCGGCUGCCUUCAAGAUAGUGAUUGGAGCGGCACCUGAGCUGAAAACCCGUCUGGAAUCUGCUAUACGGGCCAACCAGGCCAGCAGCAAAGCCAAAGCUGCAGCCAGGCAAGCUCAGCCAGCAGUGCAAGCUGCACCAACCAUUAAACUCAAGACGAGCUUCUUCUGAACACUCCAAAAUGCACCGCACACUCUCACCUAAUCUUUUCCUCUUUGGAUUUCUUUCAACACUGUACCACAUGUCAUGUCUGUAUCAGUUAUGCUUUCUAACUGCAUUUAUUUAUUCUACAUCUCUUCUUUGUUUUGAUGGACGAGUAUUCCCCUCAAAGAACGUUUAUGUAAAUAUCUUUGAAAGCCUUUGAAUGUUCACUUUAAAAAGCUUGCUAUAAAUUUUGUAGGAAAUUUUAAUUGUGUGAAUGUAUCAUUUCCAGACCACACAAUUUACAUUUUACUUUCUUUUUUUUGUUCCCCCCAAGUCACCAAACCCAGCUCUCUAUGGAAGUUUGUUUCUGACACUUUUUUUUUCAGGCAGAGCUAAAUUGAAAUUUGAAAAAAUCCUCUCAAAACUUACUUACGAAGUAUGUUUUCAGGUACAAACCAUGACUUUUGACUUACAGAGGGCAAAAAAUAAAUAAAUAAAUCAGGUGGCAGAAAUAAAAUUCCAGAAAAAGUCAAUAUUUGCUCUACAAUUUUCCUUGAUUUUUUUUUUUUUUUUUUAGGAGGCCUCGGGGUCUCCAGGUUGUUACUGAUGAAUGUUACUUUAAUUUCUUAUGUUUUGUGUGUUUUCUCAAAUUAUGUUGUAAACCUUCCUACUAAUUGCUCAAAGGCAUAGCUAAUAAAUUAAAGUUGAUCAAACCAGUAUCGAGACUAAAAUUAGAACAAUCUAAAUGAUGAAUGCAUUAUAUUUUUCACUAAGACUCUCCAGUUAUCUGCACACCAAUCAACAAAUAAAUAAUUAUAUAUAUAUGUAUAUAUAUAAGUACUGGUCAUCACAUAGUUUUUUGAUUUUUUUUUGGUCUGAUAAAUACCCGUGUUUACUGCCUGCAUGUGCUGGUGUUCACCAAUGUCAUCAAUAACUGGCACAUUUGUGUAAAUGUAAUGUUACACUCAAUUUUUUUUUCCAAAAUAUGAAUAAACUUAUUUUGACCUCA
Molecule: messenger RNA, 7374 nt
Organism: Neolamprologus brichardi
Lineage: Eukaryota; Metazoa; Chordata; Actinopteri; Cichliformes; Cichlidae
Gene: heatr5b
Product: HEAT repeat containing 5B
Biological process (GO): endocytosis; intracellular protein localization; retrograde transport, endosome to Golgi
Cellular component (GO): endocytic vesicle; membrane; Golgi apparatus
Source: RefSeq, a predicted model, not a curated record